AUGGGCGUCACUAAGAUCGAGAGUGCUCAGCAAUGGAAGGAGCUUGUUGAGGACAGCACCGAGCCCGUCGUUGUCGACUUCUUCGCCACCUGGUGCGGUCCCUGCAAGGCCGUCUCCCCACUCGUCGAGAAGCUGAGCGACAGCGUCACCUCCGUCAAGUUCUACAAGGUUGACGUCGAUGAGCUCUCUGAUGUUGCCGCCAACAACGGCAUCUCCGCCAUGCCCACCUUCCUGUUCUACAAGGAUGGCCAGAAGCGCGACGACCUGACCGUCCGCGGCGCCAACCCCCCGCUAUCCAGAAGGCCGUCGCUGAUAUCUCCGCAUAAAUUGGGAUAUGAAUGGUAA
This is a messenger RNA of Penicillium daleae, 345 nucleotides long. Its product is annotated as thioredoxin family protein. The record is from RefSeq and is a predicted model, not a curated record. Gene Ontology annotation, molecular function: protein-disulfide reductase activity. NCBI's taxonomy places the organism in Eukaryota, Fungi, Ascomycota, Eurotiomycetes, Eurotiales, Aspergillaceae. The transcript has 2 exons. The coding region runs from base 1 to 345 and encodes 114 amino acids.